This is a messenger RNA of Drosophila novamexicana, 1254 nucleotides long. RefSeq names its product lipase 3. The record is from RefSeq and is a predicted model, not a curated record. The transcript has 3 exons. Gene Ontology annotation, molecular function: hydrolase activity, acting on ester bonds. Gene Ontology annotation, biological process: lipid metabolic process. The coding region runs from base 26 to 1210 and encodes 394 amino acids. Lineage: Eukaryota; Metazoa; Arthropoda; Insecta; Diptera; Drosophilidae.
AACCCAAAUACAUCAAGAAGAGACCAUGAGAAGGUACAUCAUCUGCGCGUCCAUGCUAUUGGGCGUCCUGGGUCUGGCGCUGGCUGGCCAAAGACCCAUCUCCGAUUGCGGCGAACGCAUUGAGGACGAUGGCUAUCCCAUGGAGCGGCACACGGUUGUCACGGAGGACAACUACAUUUUGACCAUGCAUCGCAUACCCUACUCCCCGAAGACCGGUUUCACUGGUCAGCGACCGGUUGCCUUUCUCAUGCACGGCAUGUUGAGUUCCAGCUCCGAUUGGGUGCUGAUGGGUCCGGGCAAGGCGCUGGCCUACAUUCUAUCUGAUGCCGGCUACGAUGUCUGGAUGGGCAAUGCCCGUGGCAAUACGUACUCGAAGGCGCACAAAUAUUGGCCCACAUUCUGGCAAAUCUUCUGGAACUUCAGCUGGAACGAGAUUGGCAUCUACGAUGUGCCCGCCAUGAUUGACUACGCUCUCGAUGUGACCGGUGAGAAACAGGUGCAAUAUGUUGGACACUCUCAGGGCACCACUGUCUACCUGGUCAUGAUGUCCGAGAAGCCCGCCUACAAUGACAAAAUAAAGUCCGCCCAUCUGCUGGGACCUGCCGCCUAUAUGGGCAACAUGAAGAGCCCCUUGACCCGUGCCUUUGCCCCCAUUUUGGGCGUGCCCAAUGCCAUUGUUGAGCUCUGCGGCUCCAUGGAGUUCAUGCCCAGCAACAAGUUUAAGCAGGAUAUGGGCAUCGAAAUGUGCCAGGCUACCUCACCUUAUGCCGAGAUGUGUGCCAACGAGAUCUUCCUGAUUGGUGGCUACGAUUCCGAGCAACUGGACUAUGAUCUGCUGGAGCAUAUUAAGGCUACUUCGCCCGCCGGCGCCUCGGUUAAUCAGAAUCUGCACUUCUGCCAGGAGCACAACUCCGGCAAGUUCCGCAAGUUCGACUAUUCCGUCAUUCGCAAUCCCUACGAGUACGGCAGCUACUAUCCUCCCGAGUACAAGCUAAAGAACGCCAAGGCUCCUGUCCUGCUCUACUAUGGUGCCAACGACUGGAUGUGCGAUCUGAGCGAUGUCCGGAAACUGCGCGAUGAGCUGCCCAACAUGGCACUGGACUAUCUGGUGCCGUUCGAGAAAUGGGCACAUUUGGAUUUCAUUUGGGGCACCGAGGCCAAGAAAUACGUUUACGAUGAGAUUCUCAGCCAGAUGUCCAACUACGAAUAAGCUCUUUAUUUAUUUUGGAACUGCACAAUAAAUUCGAGCAAUAA